This is a messenger RNA of Populus nigra (black poplar), 1328 nucleotides long. Its product is annotated as polyadenylate-binding protein 2. The transcript is spliced from 6 exons. NCBI's taxonomy places the organism in Eukaryota, Viridiplantae, Streptophyta, Magnoliopsida, Malpighiales, Salicaceae. Bases 773 to 1183 code for a protein of 136 amino acids. The record is from RefSeq and is a predicted model, not a curated record. Gene Ontology annotation, molecular function: RNA binding.
UGGAAGAGGAAGCGGCUGCUCUUCGUGAGAUGCAAGCUAAAGUUGAGAAGGAAAUGGGCGCUGUUCAAGAUCCAGCUACUGCAGCUGCUAAUCAAGCAAACAGGGAGGAAGCAGAUUCUCGUUCUGUGUUUGUUGGCAAUGGGUCUUCUUACUCUCCAAGUUCUCUGUAUGUAUUGCUGGAUAGUAACAAUAUAUUUUGAGGGUGGGCCAAAGUCAUUUUUAUGUCAAAUAGGAUAGUUUUACAAGAGAUUAAAGUAUCAGUUUUGAAUUUGAAAGAAAACAGAGAAAAAACAGAAUAAUCUGUAAAUUGAGGAAAUUAUGUUCAAAUUUACUUGACAAAAAAAAAAGAAAAGGAAUAAAAGAAGCAUUUGAGGGGGGGAAUGCUAGCCAAAAAGAACAAACAGGAAAAAAAAGAAGAAGAAGAAAAAAAAAGAUGAGAAAGAAGAAAGAAAGAAGAGAAAUGAAGAAAGAAAGAGGGAGGAAAAAGUGAAAAAUGAAAGAAAAAUGCAAAAAAAGAAAAAGAAAAAAUAAAGGUUGUGUAUGAAGGAAAUCUAUUUGAAAGAAAGAAAUGGAGUGAAGGAAUUUGGCAAAAGGCUCAUUGGAGGUCGCUGGAACAGAUGCGUGUAGGAUGUGAAUAGUGAUGCUUCAACCAUGAUAUUUGAGGAGAAAGUUGUUGCUUUCGAGGAGCAUGGGCAAGUUGGGAUGUGCAAUCUAAGUUGCAGAACCUCGACCCUGCUGAUGAUGGGCUUUGGUUCUUCCGAAAUGUGUGAUCAUGUGGCAGAUGGGACAAGGGUGUAUAUUGCUGCUUUUUGUGGUUGAUUAUGCAUGCACACCUGAAGAAGUGCAGCAGCAUUUUCAGUCCUGUGGUACAGUAAACAGGGUUACUAUUCUGACAGAUAAGUUUGGCCAGCCAAAGGGUUUCGCUUAUGUGGAAUUCCUUGAAGUAGAAGCUGUUCAAGAGGCUCUAGCUCUCAAUGAAUCUGAACUACAUGGCCGUCAAUUGAAGGUUUCACCCAAAAGGACCAACGUUCCUGGAAUGAAGCAGUAUCGACCUCGACGAAUCAAUCCCUACAUGGGUUACCGGUUCAGGAGGCCAUAUGCGCCCCCUUAUUUCUACUCUCCUUAUGGAUAUGGGAAGGUGCCUAGAUUCAGAAGGUCAAUGCGAUACAUGCCUUACUACUAAGAUGGAUUUCCAUCGGACGAAGGAGUUCAUAUCUGGUGGAUGAUCAUUCAAGAUUUUCAGAUUUCUUUUUUCAUAUUAUCAUGUGUGACUACCAUCUCUUUAUGACAUAAAAGAUUACUGAAUUUAAAUCCAUUUUUAUGCCCAA